Diaporthe citri is the source of this 558-nucleotide messenger RNA. RefSeq lists its product as uncharacterized. The coding region runs from base 1 to 558 and encodes 185 amino acids. The transcript is spliced from 2 exons. NCBI's taxonomy places the organism in Eukaryota, Fungi, Ascomycota, Sordariomycetes, Diaporthales, Diaporthaceae. The record is from RefSeq and is a predicted model, not a curated record.
AUGCAUUCCACGAUCCUUCUUGCCACUCUGGCUGCGGUCAUCCCUGCCGCACUCGCAGAGGAGCUUCGUGCCGCCGAUGUUCCCUCAGCAUGCACAACCAUCUGCCAGCCAAUUGUUGACCUCACCAACACCUGCGACAUUGACCCCAACGAGGCGGACACGGACAACGACAAGCGUAGGAAGCUGCGCCUACGCCAGACAGAGGAAUCCGAUGAGGCCAUCGAGGCCAACUGUAUCUGCACGAACAAGAGCCUCGAUGUCGCAGGGGUGAUGGGGCUCUGCGCGAGCUGCAUCUCGCAGAACGGGAAUACGUCAGAUGAUGCCAGCAAGAUCAUGUCGCAAUGCUCCUUCACUUCCACUUCAUACACCCCUGCGGCAACGACCGCGGUCGCGGGUGUUCAGGUCCAGGCAACCAAGCCCGCAACAACUGCUGGGACCUCGACUUCCACGGGAAGUACGUCGUCGUCCACAAACACGGCUCAGAAUGGUGCUGGGAAGAUGGCGGUCUCGGUUGUGGCUGCCGCUGGUGUUGGUUUUGCGUACUUGUUGGCACUUUGA